Molecule: messenger RNA, 2289 nt
Organism: Sphenostylis stenocarpa
Lineage: Eukaryota; Viridiplantae; Streptophyta; Magnoliopsida; Fabales; Fabaceae
Source: the annotation of a GenBank genome assembly
AUGGAAUCUCCUGUUGAAGAAUUAGAAAAACUUUUACUUUGGGACCCAGUUGAUGAUGUACGCAUUGUAGGAAUUUGUGGCAUGGGUGGAAUCGGAAAGACUACUCUCGCUACGGUUUUAUUCGAUAGAGUCUCUCAUCAAUAUGAUGCCAAGUGUUUUAUUGAUGAUGUAAGUAAAGCUUAUAGGGAUUGUGGUACAAUUGGUGUACUAAAGCAGCUGCUUCAACAAACUCUAAAUGAAGAAAACCUUCAGAUAUGCAAUCUUUAUAACGCAGCCAAUUUGAUGCAAAGAAGGCUACGUUAUGUAAAGACACUUAUAGUUCUUUAUAAUGUUGAUGAUGUUGAACAACGAGAGAAAUUAGUUGUGAAUCGUGAAUGGUUAGGUGCAGGAAGUAGAGCCAUCAUAGUUUCCAGAGACAAGCACGUGUUAAAAGAGUUUGGAGUGACUACAGUGUACAAUGUUCCACUCUUUAAUGGUCCUGAUUCUCUUAAAUUGUUCUGUAAAAAGGCUUUCAAUAGUGAUGAGAUUGUAGGAGAUUACAAAGACUUGACACAUGAUGUGUUAGAACAUGCUAAGAACCUACCACUGGCAAUUAAAGUACUAGGUUCAUUUUUGUGUGGAAGAAGUGUGUCAGAGUGGAGAAGUGCCUUGGUUAGAUUGAAAGAAAUUCCUAACAAAGAUAUUUUAGAUGUGCUUCAAAUUAGUUAUGAUCGACUAGAAGAUUCUGAAAAACAAAUAUUUUUGGACAUUGCUUGUUUCUUCAGCGGGUAUGAGGAGUUGUAUGUGAAGAAAGUUCUUGAUUGUCGAGGAUUGCACUCUGAAAUUGGAAUAAGAGUCCUCCUUGAUAAGUCACUCAUAGACAACUCACAUGGAUGCAUUGAAAUGCAUGGUUUGUUGAAGGAUUUAGGCAGGAAAAUUGUUAAAGGCAAUUCUCCCAAAGAGCCAGGAAAGUGGAGUAGGUUGUGGGUACAUGAAGAUUUCUACAAUACGUCCAAGGCAACAGAAACAACAAACACUGAAGGAAUUGUUUUAGAGAUGUCAAUAGAGAUGAAAGUAUUGAUGACUGAUGCUGAAGUGUUGUCCAAAAUGAGUAACCUUAGGUUGCUCAUACUCCAUGGUGUGAACUUUAUGGGAAGCCUUAAUUGCCUCUCCGAUAAAUUACAAUAUCUUGAGUGGUUUCACUACCCUUUCUCCUAUUUACCAUCAAGUUUUCAGCCCAACUCACUGAUUGAAUUGAUCUUGAGACGUAGCAACAUCAAACAACUAUGGAAAGGCACAAAGUAUCUGCCAAAUUUAAGAGUUUUGGAUCUCAGUGAUUCCAAGAAUAUUACUAAGGUUCCAAACUUUAGAGGGGUUCCAAAUCUUGAGCGGAUAAUUCUUGACGGUUGCACAAAACUUGCGUGGAUCAAUCCAUCAGUUGGUCUUCUAAAAAGGCUUGCUUUCUUAAGUUUGAAAAACUGCAUUAAUCUAGUAAGUCUACCCAGCAAUAUAUUGGGCUUGAAUUCUCUUGAAUAUCUGAACAUCUCUGGCUGUCCAAAAGUAUUUAGUAACCAGAUGUUAGAUAAACCAAUUCGUGAGGAGCAUUCUAAGAUUCUUGGUAUCAGGGAAACUGGCAUGCAAUCCCAAUCAACAUCCUCUUCUAUCAUCAAGAAAUUUAUAUCUUUCAAUUUCUGCUGCACUAAAGGGUAUAAAAGUUCAGGUGGUUGUUUGUUGCCUUCCUUGCCUACCUUCUUUAGUAUGCAAGACCUUGAUUUAAGUUUCUGCAAUCUAAGUCAAAUCCCUGAUGCUAUUGGAUCCAUGCAUUCUUUAGAAACCUUAAAUUUAGGGGGGAACAACUUUGUUAGCCUCCCUUCGAGCAUCAGCAAACUGUCAAAACUCAUAUAUUUAAACUUGGAGCAUUGCAAGCAAUUGAGAUUUUUUCCUGAGAUGCCAUCACCUACUGCUUUGCCUGCUAUAAGAGGAACGUACACUGUUGCUCCUUAUGGAAGGGGAUUGUAUAUCUUCAAUUGUCCAAAAAUAGUUGAUAUUGAAGGUUGUCAUGGAAUGACUUUUGCAUGGUUGUUACAAAUCCUUCAGGUGAGCCAAAAAUCAGGUACCCCAAUUGGUUGGAUUGAUAUUGUUCUUCCUGGUAAUCAAAUACCAAGAUGGUUCAGCAAUCAAAGUCUUGGUACUUCAAUAAGCUUAGACCCAUCCCCCAUUAUGCAUGACAAUAACUGGGUUGGCUUUGCUUGCAGCGUGCGAUUUAGUUACAGCUGGAUUGCAUCACUUAUGGCUACUCUACUUGACUAA